Molecule: messenger RNA, 1189 nt
Organism: Mastomys coucha (southern multimammate mouse)
Lineage: Eukaryota; Metazoa; Chordata; Mammalia; Rodentia; Muridae
Gene: Necap1
Product: NECAP endocytosis associated 1
Exons: 9
Coding region: 89-916 (275 amino acids)
Biological process (GO): endocytosis
Cellular component (GO): clathrin vesicle coat; membrane
Source: RefSeq, a predicted model, not a curated record
ACCCGAGAGGAAGUGACGCAGCGGAAGCUGUCGGCGUCUCAGCCCGCCCCCACCCGUGCCCCGCCCCCGCGGCGCUAGCGGAACCAAGAUGGCGGCCGAGCUGGAAUAUGAGUCUGUGCUGUGUGUGAAGCCCGACGUCAGCGUCUACCGGAUUCCGCCGCGAGCCUCUAACCGCGGUUACAGGGCAUCUGACUGGAAGCUAGACCAACCUGAUUGGACUGGUCGCCUACGAAUCACUUCUAAAGGGAAGAUUGCCUACAUCAAACUGGAAGAUAAAGUUUCAGGGGAGCUCUUUGCUCAGGCACCAGUAGACCAGUAUCCUGGGAUUGCUGUGGAGACUGUGACGGACUCCAGCCGCUACUUUGUGAUCAGGAUCCAGGAUGGUACUGGGCGCAGUGCAUUUAUUGGCAUUGGCUUCACGGAUCGGGGAGAUGCCUUCGACUUUAACGUUUCCCUGCAAGAUCACUUCAAGUGGGUAAAGCAGGAAACAGAGAUUUCCAAAGAAUCGCAGGAAAUGGAUAAUCGCCCCAAGUUGGAUUUAGGCUUCAAGGAAGGGCAGACCAUCAAGCUGAGUAUUGGGAACAUUACAGCCAAGAAAGGAGGUACUUCUAAGCCCCGGGCCUCAGGGACGGGGGGCCUGAGCUUGCUCCCACCUCCACCUGGAGGCAAAGUCACUAUUCCCCCACCAUCCUCCUCAGUUGCUAUCAGCAACCAUGUCACCCCACCACCUAUUCCAAAAUCUAACCAUGGAGGUAAUGAUUCAGGUAUCCUGUUAGAUUUGGAUUCUCCGGCUCCUGUCUCAACUUCAGCCCCAGCUCCAGUUUCUACGAGCAAUGACUUGUGGGGAGACUUCAGCACUGCAUCCAGCUCUGUUCCUAACCAGGCACCACAGCCAUCUAACUGGGUCCAGUUUUGAGUAGCAUUGGCAAGAAGCAGCUCUCUUCUUGCAGAGCCAUGGCAGGACAUUUAAGUUCCAAUAAAAACACUAAGAAGAAAGUAUAAGAUCACUAGUGACUAUUGGGAAACCUAUUUUCUCAAUCUUCCUCCAUUUUGUGUUCUUUGUAUUCUUAAAAUGAUAAUAUAUUAUGUAUUUGAAUUGCUGAAAAUUGAAAAUGAAGUUGAAGAUAUAUGUAUAUAAGCGUAUGCUGUAUUGGUGCAAUAAUGAUAAUUAAAGAUAUUAAAAAAGGUA